Molecule: messenger RNA, 1109 nt
Organism: Cicer arietinum (chickpea)
Lineage: Eukaryota; Viridiplantae; Streptophyta; Magnoliopsida; Fabales; Fabaceae
Product: VQ motif-containing protein 20
Cellular component (GO): nucleus
Source: RefSeq, a predicted model, not a curated record
CAUAACAAUAAACAAAUUUUUUAUUUUUUAUUUUUUUUCUUCUAAUUUAUUUAGCAUCGUAUAAAUUUAUUUAAAGCAAAUCCAUAUUUAUAAUUCACAUAAUAUUAUACCUAAUUUCAUUUCUUACCAUUCUUCAAAACCAAAGCCAUGAAGCCUUCACAAUUUCAUGCAAAGAAAGAAAUCACCUCAACCACAAUCACCACAAAAUCCAACAUUAAUGGAAUGUUGCCACCACAUUUGAAAAUCAAUAAAGAUUCUCAUUUCAUAAAAAAAUCACUAUCAACAUCAUCACAACCAUCAUCGUCUUCAUCGUCGUCUUCGUCAACAUCGUCUUCAUUGGCUAAUGGCAUGGGGGCAUCAAACAAGCCACCCCAACAACCUCGCCAUCCCGUGAUAAUCUACACACAUUCUCCACGAGUCAUUCAUACUCACCCUAGGGACUUCAUGACAUUGGUGCAAAAGCUCACUGGGCUAUCUCGUUCUGAGGGGGAAGACGGCGGGAGCAAUGUCCCGUCGUCUCAACAUCAGAAAAAGCAAGAGCCCGUGAGCAAUGUUGCAAUGGCAGCAGGAGUCAAGGAAAACGACAGAAAGAAUGUUGUUAUUGUUAGAAAUGAAGACAAUGACACGUCGUCGAUUACCACCAAUGAGAACAAUUGUGGAAACAUCAGUAAAACUCAUGUUAACUCAUGUUACAUUGCAUCAGAGACUCCAAUGUUGGAGCCUCUGUUCAAUCCUUACAUGACAAACUUCUUGGCGCCGAGCACGACGGAUUUCAUGUGCUCGAGUCAACCGUUCUUGAACUAUUCAGAUUCAUUGUUUUCUCAUAAUAUGAGGACAUCUAUUCCCACCCCGGCCACCUUGGGAGGCUUGAAAGAAUUUGGUGACUAUCGAUUAUAGUUGAAGUUUUUUUUUUUUGGUUUGAAUUUUGUGCUAAUAAAAGUUCUAAUUUUCCAGGAUAGAACUUCAUAUCUUUUAGGUUUUAAUUAUUUUUAGAAGAAUUAAUAAAGUUUUGUUGUAGACAAUAAUUUGUACCUCUCAUGGGAUUUAUUCUAGUGAUCAGUUUCAUAGAUUUUGUGAUUCAAAAUAAUAAAGAAAGAAUUGGCUUUCUA